Messenger RNA from Vicia villosa (hairy vetch), 279 nucleotides. Its product is annotated as gibberellin-regulated protein 12-like. NCBI's taxonomy places the organism in Eukaryota, Viridiplantae, Streptophyta, Magnoliopsida, Fabales, Fabaceae. Bases 1 to 279 code for a protein of 92 amino acids. The record is from RefSeq and is a predicted model, not a curated record. The transcript is spliced from 3 exons.
AUGGCAAAAAUUGUAUAUCUCAUUCUUCUCAUCUUAGGUUUGGCUUCUGUGAUCCAACUGGUUUAUGCUGGUGGGGAGAAAUCUCUUCGUCCAGAAGAAUGUGGUAAAGCAUGUGAUUAUCGCUGUUCAGAGACUAGUCAUAAGAAGCCAUGUUUGCUCUACUGCAACAAAUGUUGUGCAACAUGUUUGUGUGUUCCAUCUGGAACUUAUGGUAACAAGGAAGAAUGUCCAUGCUAUAACAAUUGGAAAACACAAGAAGGAAAACCAAAGUGCCCUUAA